Lepidothrix coronata (blue-crowned manakin) is the source of this 7038-nucleotide messenger RNA. RefSeq names its product polypeptide N-acetylgalactosaminyltransferase 9 (gene GALNT9). The transcript is spliced from 11 exons. The coding region runs from base 1 to 1815 and encodes 604 amino acids. Lineage: Eukaryota; Metazoa; Chordata; Aves; Passeriformes; Pipridae. Gene Ontology annotation, cellular component: Golgi apparatus. The record is from RefSeq and is a predicted model, not a curated record.
AUGGCGGUGGCACGGAAAAUCAAAACUUUGUUGACGGUGAACAUCUUGGUCUUCGUGGGCAUCAUCCUCUUCUCCGUCUACUGCAGGAUCCAGGACCGCUCCCAGGAGCUGGUGCAGAUCGUCCGGAGCGCGGACCGCCGGGCCAGGAGCCGCGGCGCCAAGGUUGGCAGCCUGGCCGACAGGGAGUCCAUCCUGCAGCGCCUGGACCACCUGGAGGAGGUGGUCUACAACCAGCUCAAUGGUCUGGCAAAGCCCAUGGGAUUAGUUGAAGGUCCAGGAGGCCUGGGCCAGGGGGGAAUGGCUGCUACCCUCAGAGAUGAUAGCCACGAAUCAGAGACUAAGUACGAAGAAUAUGGUUACAAUGCCCAGCUCAGUGACAGGAUAUCACUGGACAGGUCCAUUCCUGACUACAGACCAAAAAAGUGCAGGCAGAUGAGCUACCCCGACGACCUGCCCCAGAUCUCCGUGGUGUUCAUCUUCGUGAACGAGGCGCUCUCGGUCAUCCUGCGCUCGGUGCACAGCGUGGUCAACCACACCCCCUCCCACCUGCUCAAGGAGAUCAUCCUGGUGGAUGACAACAGUGACAACGUUGAGCUAAAAUUUAAUCUGGACCAGUAUGUCAAUAAAAGAUACCCAGGGCUGGUGAAAAUCGUGCGCAACAACAAACGAGAAGGACUGAUCCGAGCCAGGAUCCAGGGCUGGAAAGCAGCAACCUCUCCUGUCGUCGGCUUCUUUGAUGCCCACGUGGAAUUCAACAUUGGCUGGGUGGAACCUGCCCUUACCCGGAUCAAAGAGGAUCGGAAGCGGAUCAUCCUGCCGGCCAUCGACAACAUCAAGUACAACACGUUUGAAGUGCAGCAAUACGCCAACGCCGCCCACGGCUACAACUGGGGGCUCUGGUGCAUGUACAUAAUCCCACCCCAGGACUGGCUCGAUAAAGGGGAUGAGUCAGCUCCCAUCAGGACACCAGCCAUGAUCGGGUGCUCCUUUGUAGUGGACCGAGAGUAUUUUGGUGAGAUUGGUUUGCUUGACCCUGGUAUGGAGGUCUAUGGAGGGGAAAACAUCGAAUUAGGCAUGAGGGUGUGGCAGUGUGGGGGGAGCAUGGAGGUGUUGCCCUGCUCUCGUGUGGCUCACAUCGAGCGCACCAAGAAACCCUACAACAACGACAUCGACUACUAUGCAAAGCGCAACGCCCUGCGCGCCGCCGAGGUCUGGAUGGACGACUUCAAGUCGCACGUUUACAUGGCCUGGAACAUCCCCAUGGCAAACCCUGGAGUUGACUUUGGAGACGUUUCUGAAAGAAUUGCUCUGCGACAGCGACUGCAGUGCCGGAGUUUUAAGUGGUACUUGGAGAACGUGUACCCUGAAAUGAGGGUUUACAAUAACACAGUCACUUAUGGAGAGGUGAGGAACAGCAAAGCCAGUGGCUACUGCUUGGACCAGGGAGCCGAAGAGGAUGACAAAGCAAUCCUGUAUCCAUGCCAUGGAAUGUCCUCUCAGCUCGUCCGGUACAGCUCCGAGGGGGUCCUGCAGUUGGGGCCCUUGGGCUCCACCGCCUUCCUGCCCGACUCCAAAUGCCUGGUUGACGAUGGGAAGGGCAGGACACCGACCCUGAAGAAGUGUGAAGAUGUCCUGAGGCCAGCACAGAGGUUCUGGGAUUUCACACAGAAUGGCCCAAUCAUCAGCAGAGACACUGGCCGUUGUCUAGAAGUGGAAAUGUCGAAGGAUGCAAAUUUUGGGCUCAGAUUAGUUGUACAGAGGUGCUCGGGGCAGAAAUGGAUGAUCAGGAACUGGAUAAAACACGGCAGACACUGACUGCUGGGGCUGGGCUGCCCCUCCUGCUGUUGUCCCUUGCUCAGUGUGCCAUACCUUGCAAGGCAUUUGUCUUAAAGCAAAUUAGUUUGAACAGGUCUUGGCUGUCCAGAGUCCUCCUCAGUCGGGCAUUCAAAGGAAAGAAAGAAGGAGAACAAAAAGCAGACACACACAUGCCCUGUUUGACUCUUCCUUGCUCCAGUAGAUGAUGUGGGAAGCUUAACAAGAGUUUUCUGUUGAUUUGGAAAUCUUGUGAAGAUCAGAACACGACAGGGAAGCGGAUUCCUUAAGCUCUCCUAGAGGAAUUAACAGACAGAUCUUUCUGUGAUGAGUUCAAAGGAGAGAUCCCAAUACUGCCUCAUAAAGAGAGUUCUCUGAUGGGUAGCUUUUUAGCUUUAAGUUUUUUGACUGGUGCACAACUCCUAUGGUGAAUAAUCAUGUGCCUUUUUUAUUGUACUUCGUAUAAAAGAGGACUGGAAAAAUCCUACCUUUUCAGCAUGUCUGGUUCAUUGUACUAAACAAGAAGAUCUGUAAAUAACACUGGAAAUAUAAUAUAAUAUAUGAUGCAUUUCGAGGUUGAUUGUUUAGGAGUCUCUGUUUCUAGAGAGAGACUGUUCCGCAAAUGUUUACAGGUGGUUCUCAACCUUCAAGCUGCUGAAAAGCAGCAUUUUUAGAGACCUCUUCUAGAUAGACACAGGUAAAUGUUGAAUAGGUAAAAUAGCCACACGCUCCGUUAUAUUGCCACGUUCUACAUUUGUUGGCUGUGAAGGCAUCACAAUAUAGCACUUGCAUAUUUAACUCUUCCGAGGCAGUAAAUGUCCUGCUGGAGGGAUGGAUUUCAAGAGGCCUCAGUUGGCCCCCAAGCCCCGAGCAGGUGAGUGUGAGGUUCCCUUCCUGCCAUGCUGUGCAUGCAGGUGCCCUGCUGUGCUGUUCCAGGGGCUGCCUGGAAGCUGGAUACUCGCUGCUUCCCAAAAUGAGUCGAGUGGCUUCGGUGCCACCUGUGGAAUUUAAAAACUUGAAUCUUUCGUUUCGUUCCCCAUCCUGUGGAAAUGUCAAAUGUGAGCAAACACGCUUUGUGAGCACUGUCUGGACAAGGUUCCUGAGCAAGCCAGCAAAGGCUUUCCAGCAUUUGAAAAGCAAACACAAACCUAGUGAUAAGAAGGCAAAUUAGAGCAGCAGGUAGGGAGCGUAUAUAAAUACUGUUACUCUGAAAUACGAAUAUUUUACUGUAGUCGACCCAUUGACAGCAUCUUUGUGAACCUGAAUUUAAUAAUGUAUCCAGUGGUUCCUGCAGGAUGUGUGCACAGGUAGCCAGAGCAGUGACAAGGUCUUACCCCAAAGGCUGUCAGAGUUGAUGGCCGCUGUCGACAUCAGCGGGUUUUGGCUGUGGCUCCGUGUCAGGCAGAUUUUCAGUGCAGAUUUUCAGUGCAGCAGAUUCAGUCAUACGUGAAGGAGACACACAGAUGGGAUCUGUUAAUUUCGCUGUUUAAUAUUUUAUAGAGCUUUAAAAAACAAAAUUGCUUUGUUUUUCCUGAGCCAGGUAAUUGCAGUCACUGCGGUGCUGUUGAGUCUUGGUGAUCUGUUCCUCGAAUAGCUUUUGCCAUCCCUAUUUCAAGGCAUGCUGAACAAAAUCGAAUGGAAACAAAGUUAAUUUUUCAAGGGCACGAUAUGUAAUAAAAUAUUUACUUUUAACAUGCAAAAUCCAUCAGUUCUUGUCAACUCUUGGUUAGUAUGUGGAAAGCAUAUCACUGUAUUUUGCCCUGAUUUUAUUUCUGAAACACAGCAUGCAAGAUGCAACACAAAGCCAGUUCUCCUGGAGUUUAUUUGUGGCUAAUUGCUGAGCUCUAUUUAUGUCGUGUGGGCCUCGUCACGCAUGAAUAUAUAUAAAAGAAUAAUUCUGGGUGAGAUUCUAGAUAUAAAAAUGCUUCAAACUCCGUGUUUACGGUUAGUUGAACACAACCUUUUGAACAGUGUAAUAAGACCUGCAGGGAGAAUAGCAUCUUUAAUAAAUCAAGGAAUAUGGUAUAAAAUCACGGACAAUCUCAGUAUUCAAGCCUUCCUGCAGGUCUGAACCAGGUAGGAAGCUUCAGGCUAAAUAUAGAUUGGGAACAGCUGCCCUGCAUUUAACCUCCUUAUGUUGACUGUAGACAAUUUAAAAUUGCAGUUACCGUCCAUGGAGCAGCUGUUGAAAGCUUUGCACAGGAGUGUGUUUGCAAGUGGCUUCUCAUCUUCUAUCCAGACACAGUUGCCCCAUUUUAAAUUGUAUGAAAGCUGAAUUUUCCUUUUGUUUGCUCUGAUGGAGUUUUGCUCCUUGAGGGAGGUGAGAAGGCAAAAGAGGGGAAAGAUGAUUUUACCAGGUGAGCUUUUUGGGGAGUAACAGGUCAUUCACACCGUUUUUAGUCGUCCCAGUGAGUAAGUGCCAACUGUAUUAUAUGAACAAGGCUGGAAGUUGAAAGUAAUUAUAUAUCAGUGUGACUAGUAAAUGCCUAACUCUUAGAGUUAGGGUAGAAGAAGGAAAGCAGGUUUUUGUGAUAGAUAAGUGGCUCUGAGAUUUACAGACUAAUAUAAAAAAAUUCAGAUAACUCUUAAAGGUGGAGUCAGUAUUUUCUGUGAUUGUCAUUUUUUUUUAAGAUUUGCUGAAAUAAUUUCUUAUAUUUGCAAAGCACAUCUGUUGGAUUAUUUUUACUUUAGUCUUUAUCUGUAUGAACCACUGCUUUGGCUGUGGUAUUAACAUGGUGACUCUGCAUGUGAGAGGGUCUUAAAUAUUCUCUCAUCAAAGGAAUAAUAAUAAUAAAAAGCCUUGAGUAUUAUCUGUUUUAACCAAAGUCUAUGGUUCUUUUGUCAAUAUUUUACCCCUUAGUAUUAUCUGAAAUCCUGCUUAAUGUUGUGCAGAUUUUCAGUCUUGUUUCCCACAGUGUAGCAGUUCUAGAUAUUGAAAAGUAUUUAAUGUAGUGCAAUAUGCCUUGUAGAGAAAAUUCAGAUCAAAGUCUUCAUUUGCUAUUUUGUUUGAUUUGGGAGAUUAUGGAGCUAAAUACUAGGUCAUAGGACAGAAGAAUAGAAGGUGAGAAAGAACAUCAAGCCUGGCACAUUGUUGUCAAAGGCAAAGCAGUAAAAAUAGACUUUUCUGAGCAUGUCAGGGUCCCUAAAAUUUAGCUUGAGUCCUGUGGUAAAAAAACCUCUUUCUCCUUUGAGAACUAUAAACUGUUUUCCAAGCUGGAUUUUACUUUUGGCUUGAUUAAAGCUACUUGUUCCUCAGCCAAAAUUUUCCUCUAGUUUUGCUGACUCACUGUUUCCCGAGGAACAAUAACCUCCAGUGGAAGCAACAAAGAGAAAAAGAACUAAAGAAGGUGUUUUGGGAGCACCCAAUGGAUUCCCUUGCAGUUGUUUAAGAUCUGUAAUGUGCUCACCCAUGAGAACUCUUCAGGGCUCUUCCACAUCCAAAAAGCCAAACUCAGGUUCCAUAGAAGUGAUCUAAAACCAAAACAUGGAAACAAAACAACAGGUCUUCAUACAUAUUGGAAUGUGUUGAGCUUUCUAUCUCAUUUCAGGGAAUAAUUUGGGGCUCAGUGUGUCUGAAGGUGAGGCUUUCACAGUCCUUUGUUUAUAUUCCUUUUCAUCAGCCUGCUCCUUUUUAAAAACUGUGGUCUAGUAGAUGAAAAUCUCACUUGCCAUGUGACAGGGGGUGUAAUCUGUCUGACACAGGACAGCUGCAGUUUUAAGUGCUUAAGCCAGAGCUAAUAAGAUUUAAUGAAAUAGCACCAGCCCUAAUCUGUUCUUUAGAUCAAUUACACAGCAUGUAAUUCCUUCAGCAUCCAGGAUUCAUUUGAGAUGGUUCAUUAACAGACAUGCAGAAGCACAUUAUGGCCUGUUUAGGGAUCCAGUGAGUUGGGUUGUAGGAAGAACUUUAAUAGAAGCUGUGGUUCAGAGGUACUUUGGCAUAUUAUCCUCCAGUUAGGACACAGAUAGCUUUGGUUUUUUGUGAAAGGCUUGAGCAGGAAGAACAACUGUCAGAAUUCACUUGGCUGAAGAUGUCGCUAACAAUGAUGUUCCAUUUCUGGCUGCUGCUGUUUUGACUCCCUGCUUCUUAGUGCUGCUCAAAGCCCGUGGCAGAGGUCAUGCCACAGAUCAAAGAUGGUAUUGCAGUUUAGAAGGUCUAUAACAAGCUGGACAGAAACCAAGGAAUUAUCAGGUCUUCACAUGUCUCUAGAUCUGCAUGUCACCACAGUAAACUUAAUAUCAUGUUCUCUUUGGAAAGAAUCCCAAACUUAAUAAAUGUGUGUAUUGCUUCAUCAGGAAGAGCUGUUCAAGAGACCAGCCAUACAAUUUGAUAUUCUUUUCCUGUGUGUGACAUUAGUGGACUUAAAGUGAGAGCUCUAAUUACUGAAUAGAUGGAAAAUACAUUAACUGGCACCGUGGUCUACUGAAGUCUGUGCAUCACACAUUUUUAGCUUCCUCUGUGGUAACCAGGAUGUUCUUCAAACACUAAGGCACUGAGUGUGUUCUGCCAGAGAUGGAGUCUGCUCACCUAGGGAACUAAGGGAACUCAAGGAAUAAAUACUGAAAUUAUACAGUUAAUAAUUAUUAGUGAAUGUGGCACAAAGUGCAUAAAAAUUUACAUCUUCUCCAAAAUGUAAUUAAUUAGUUUCAGAUACUUUCUUAACAAUCUCUGUGUUCCUAUAAAGAUGUGGGAUGCUUGUGCUGUGUGAAGAUUUCUGCUGUGUCUUUACAAUGCCCCAGCCAUCAAUGACAUUAGAAGGAGAGAUAUACAGUGACUUUAGUACAUUGUAAUGGAUUUCAGAAUGGUUUCACAAAUACAUUGACUUAUAUGACAAAACCAUUAAUGACUUGUAACUAAAGGUGUUGAGUUGAGAGGUUGUCCUAAGUAAAAACAAUGUUUCUUUGUCCAAGAACACUUACUUAAAAAACACCCAGUGAAGCAAUAUAUGGCAACCUGCUUUUGAAGAAGUUAAUUUCUGAAUCAAGAACAUUCUUCAAAAACCUGUAGAAGCACUGGUUACUUUUCAUAGCAUUACAGUUUCCUGUUGGCCACCAACAAGUGUUGUGCAGUUUUCAAACUCUUUGUAAUGUUUAAUUAAGAAAAAAAAAAUAAUGCAGCAACUAGAAUGCAAGUUGUGACUGCGAAUAAUUUUUCAUUAUGUGGCACAUCAUCAAAUCAAUUUGUAUUCACACUCAAAAAGUUAAUAAAUUACUAUGCAUUUUACUGCU